Molecule: messenger RNA, 1563 nt
Organism: Scheffersomyces coipomensis
Lineage: Eukaryota; Fungi; Ascomycota; Pichiomycetes; Serinales; Debaryomycetaceae
Product: triglyceride lipase
Exons: 1
Coding region: 160-1326 (388 amino acids)
Source: RefSeq, a predicted model, not a curated record
UCUCCAUUUGGAAAUAUUUAUUUACCUCGGUAAAUCCUAUAAUCAAUCGUAUAACUAUAUAUAUAUAGAGAUGUCUAGAAGGUUUGAUAUUUCCUUCGAAACCGUUAUUUGAUCCUUUAUUGUAUAAAAUAUCCACAUUCACGUCAAUUGCCACUCAUAAUGUCAUUCACAGUGGAAACAAAAUCAAGUCCUGCUUACUUUCCAAGACAUGUUGGAAGUACGGUAUUAGCUGAUGAUAGAUUGACUUUAGUAUAUCAUAAAUAUAAAACCACUGAAAUCAUUCCUAAGGAUGCUGUCAAGUUCAAUUUGAUCUUUGCUCAUGGUACAGGUAUGAAUAAAUCGGUUUGGACUUUUAUCAUUAAGAAUUUAUAUCAAUUAUCUCAAGCUUCAACUGGUAAGAAUAAAUGGUAUUUGGAUUCUUGUAUUUCAUUCGAUAAUGUAUCUCAUGGCGAUUCAGCUUUAGCAAAUAAAGGGAAAUUAGGUUGGGUUUAUCGUUGGGAUGAAGGUGGUAAGGAUUUAUUAAGACUUUUAAAUUAUGAAAAUGAUACUACUGAUGAUUUUAAAAAUAAUUUAACUUCAAGAAAUAUCGCUAUUGGUCAUUCUUUAGGUGGUCACUUUGUUGUAUUAGCUGGAUUUUAUGAUCCAAAUAUUUUAGAUUCAGUUGUUCCAAUUGAAGCUGUGUUAUAUAGUGAUGAAAAUUCAACUAAAAGAUUUAGAAAAUUAUUCGCUAAAAUUGCGUCUUUAUUAAUCGAUACUUUUGAUAGUAAAGAAGAUAUCGUUGAAUAUUUUACUAAAUUCUCCUUUUAUAAAAAGAUGCAUCCUGAAGCUUUAAAAGAUUUUAUGGAAGAUGAAAUUAUAACUGUUAUUGAAGAUGGUGAAAUCAAAUAUAAAACAAAAGCAUCUAAAGAAGCUCAAAUGUCAAGUUAUAUAUGUUCAGCUUUAAGUGUACCACAACAAAUGAAAUUAUUACCCUUAAUGAGAUUACCAGUAUGUCAUGUCAUUGGUUCAAAUGGUAAUUGGAAUCCACCUCAAUCCAUCCCAUUUGUAAGAGAAGCAAUUCCAAAACGUUAUUUAAGUGCUACAUAUGAUAUUCCAAAGGGGGAACAUUUAGUCCAUGCUGAACAACCAGAAGAUACCAUCAAGAUCCUUCAAGAAUUCAUUUUAAAACGUCAAGCUGAUUUCGAAAACGAAAAACCUGAUGAAUAUGCUGAAUUCAAAUAUGGUAAGGAUAGAAAUAAAAUUCUUGGUAUUGAAUAUGGUCAUAUGUUAGCCGGUGAAUUAUCUGAAGUAACUGGAUUCAAAGGUAGUUUCGAUACUAAAUUGUAAUUGCUAUACCUAUCUAUUUAUUUAAACUAGAACUCUUUUUAAUAAUAUACAUCUAUAUAAAUGUUUGCUUAUCAUGAUUAAUUUCCCCACAAAAAAGCUAUUUCGUAUAGCUAUAUUUUCACCCACGUGACUUUUGCAAUAAUAAUUUCUUUUUUUUUUAUAUUUAAUAUGUGAUUAUAUGCAGACCAUCUCAUCUUUUUUCAAAAUUUUUUUUUGGUAUAUAAAAUUUAUUUUCAC